This is a messenger RNA of Lycium ferocissimum, 1392 nucleotides long. Its product is annotated as indole-3-pyruvate monooxygenase YUCCA6-like. Gene Ontology annotation, molecular function: flavin adenine dinucleotide binding; monooxygenase activity. The transcript has 4 exons. Gene Ontology annotation, biological process: auxin biosynthetic process. Bases 1 to 1218 code for a protein of 405 amino acids. Lineage: Eukaryota; Viridiplantae; Streptophyta; Magnoliopsida; Solanales; Solanaceae. The record is from RefSeq and is a predicted model, not a curated record.
AUGGACUACUUCAUAGAAAUAGAAGACAAAAGGUCUCAUGAUCCUUUUUUCAACAAAAACAACAAGAUGAUGAAGAGAUGUGUAUACGUUGAGGGACCGGUGAUCAUUGGAGCAGGGCCGUCAGGACUAGCGGCUGCAGCAUGUUUGAAGCAAAAAGGAGUUCCAAGUUUGGUAUUAGAGAGAUCCAAUUGCAUAGCUUCUUUAUGGCAACUCAAGACUUAUGAUCGUCUCUGCCUUCAUUUGUCUAAGCAAUUCUGUGAACUUCCUCUCAUGUCAUUCCCCGAAGAUUUCCCGACUUACCCCACGAAGAACCAGUUUAUUAAGUACUUGGAGCUAUAUGCCAUUACAUUUGAUAUUAGGCCCGUUUUCAAUCAAACGGUUGUAUGUGCUAAUUACGAUCAGAAUCUCGGGUUCUGGAGGGUGAGGACGGACACAACAGAAUAUGUUAGCCGGCAGCUAAUCGUGGCGACGGGGGAGAAUGCAGAGGCAGUGGUACCUGGAAUUGAAGGAAUGGAGCAAUUUGGUGGAAGUAUAAUGCAUGCAAGCUUGUAUAAAAGUGGGGAAAAUUUUAGAGGGAAAAAGGUGUUGGUAGUUGGAUGUGGGAAUUCAGGAAUGGAGGUGUGUUUGGAUCUAUGUAAUCAUGAUGCAAGCCCUUCCCUCGUGGUUAGAAAUACUGUGCACGUUCUACCACGAGAGAUGCUGGGGAAAUCAACUUUUGGGUUAUCCAUGUGGUUACUAAAGUGGUUGCCCGUGCGACUUGCCGAUCGAUUUCUGUUGAUUAUUUCGUGGUUAUUGCUUGGUGACACAGCUCGACUCGGCUUGGUUCGGCCUAAGAUAGGGCCACUAGAGCUAAAAAACUUGUCUGGAAAAACCCCAGUGCUUGACGUUGGGACACUUGCUAAGAUUAAAAGUGGUGACAUUAAGGUAUGUUCUGGAAUUAGGAGAUUAUUAAAGCAUCACAUGGUGGAAUUUGUGAAUGGGCAAACGGAAGAAUUUGAUGCAAUAAUCAUGGCAACUGGUUACAAAAGCAAUGUGCCAUCGUGGCUAAAAGAAACAGAGAUGUUCUCAGAAAAAGAUGGUCUACCAAAAAGGCCAUUUCCCAAUGGGUGGAAAGGAGAGUGUGGGCUUUAUGCAGUGGGAUUCACCAAACGUGGCUUGCUUGGUGCUUCCAUGGAUGCCAAGAAAAUUGCUGAGGAUAUUCAUCAAUAUUUUCAAUGAAAUAUACGUAUCACUUGAAAAUGUUAAUCCCCUCAAAAAGAAAUUGAGAGAAAAAAGAAAAAACACAGUUAUUGUAUUUGGUAAAAAAAAAAAAAGUACUAAUAGCAUUAUCUUCUAUUAAAAUAGUUAAAAAUAUCCUUAAAUCUACUUUUGGUUGAUGGGGACUGGUUCCUC